This is a messenger RNA of Penicillium pulvis, 1707 nucleotides long. RefSeq names its product fungal specific transcription factor domain-containing protein. NCBI's taxonomy places the organism in Eukaryota, Fungi, Ascomycota, Eurotiomycetes, Eurotiales, Aspergillaceae. Gene Ontology annotation, molecular function: zinc ion binding; DNA binding. Bases 1 to 1707 code for a protein of 568 amino acids. Gene Ontology annotation, biological process: DNA-templated transcription. The record is from RefSeq and is a predicted model, not a curated record. The transcript is spliced from 3 exons.
AUGAUUAGGCUCGUUCUGAAUAAGAGAUCCAUCAGUCGAGAUUUUGGAUUGGCUCAGAGAAAGCUAGCCCGCGACGCGGCUUACUCACCCGCAGAGACGGAGUCCUCUGUCGACUACGUUGCCUCGGACGAAACAGGACAGUUUCAUUAUUUUGGAUACACCUCUAAUCUCCAGGUCGUCGCUCGUUUCCCGCCCCCUCCUUCUCCAUGUUCAGAAUUGCCCGUUCCUAGAGACAGCAGUCUAGAAACUCUGGCGGACUCGGAGAGCAUUAAGUCACAACUCUUAGAUUUAUAUUUUACGUAUCAGAACCCCGCAACGCUCAUUAUUGAGCACGAAACAUUCAUGAAGCACUACCAACAAGGCCGGAGAUCAUCUUAUUAUUCUACAUUUCUUCUCAACUGCAUUCUUCUCCGAGGUAUUCGACUGAGCGAUGACCCACGGGUAAAGAGCCUCGAUAAUAUUUAUCUACAAAGGGCCAAGGUGGAACUCCUUGGGGAGCUGGAGAACCCAAAUAUUGCUACUAUCCAGGCCUUGUGCCUUUUUGGUCACUACCAGGGGAGCUGGGGGAACGAUCGUGCUUGUUGGUUGUAUCCAGGCAUCGCUUAUCGUCUCCUAUUUGAUCUGGGGUUGCACCAGGAUUGCCAGGAUCUCAUCCGUGCUGGCUUCCUCACAUCCAGCGAAAGAAAGGCUCGCCAUGCCACACUUUGGGGUUGUUACGUGUCUGAUAAGUUGUAUUGUAUAUACCAAGGCAGGCCGUCUGCUGUAAAACUUCAAGAUAUCGCGAUCCCACGACCGUCUCUAGAGACUGUCGGCCCGCAGUGGGAAACCCUCGACGCUUGGGUCGAUCUGGCGAGUGUUUUAGACGAGAUAAUCACCACAUUUAACAAAUUUCCCCACAAAAAGGCAGAUUCAAACUGGUUAACCGCCACGAGCAACCGUCUCUUUGAAUGGUUGGAACAUCUCCCAACACACCUACAAUGGAAUGCACAGGCCAUCCCAGGGAUAUGCGCACUCCAUAUGCAAUUUUUAUCCGUGAUUAUUGUUCUACAUCGCCCAUUUGCCGUGUACAAACCCAGAGACGACCAGUCGAGGAGUACAGAUCAUUCUCCAUCUACCCUUGCACGUCGGCUGUGUACUGAAAAUGCGAUCCGCAUUUCCAAGCUUCUACUGGCAUUCAAGAACAAUUACGGGACGAAAAAGAUCUUCUCGACCGUAUGCCAUAUGGUGCUUACAGCAGCACUGAGUUUAAUUUCGGAGAUUUCCACAGAAAAGGGCGAUAAUAAAAGAGACGAGGAGCGAAAAUGGCUGCGGGUCUGUUUUAGCAUCCUAGAGGAAUUAUCUAGCACAUUUACAGUUAUUGGGCGGAACUUGAAAAUUCUGACGGAGAUUGUUGAGUCGUGCGGAUAUGAGGAACUCGCAAUCAAUCAGGCUAAAGGUGCAGAUGGAAAGGAAACCCUACAGGAAAAAGAAUUAUUUGGGGAGAAUGAAAUCGCGACAGAAUUCCAGACGGAUAGUGACAUACACAGGGCCAAUGACCUCCUUAGCUCUUUUGGGGGGAGCCUUCCAUUCAGCCUCGAUUUGGCAGAUGGAAUGAUGUAUUUGGACCCAGUGCCAGAUGGGUUUGCCAUGGACUUUUCACCUCCUGUGGGUGUUGGGGGCUAUAAUGGGAUGGAUUUAUUUGGGUUUCCCAGUGCCGAGAAUUUAUAA